UUUGUAAAAGAAGUAGUAGGGGAUCCUAAGAGGUUCGCUUAUAAAAGAGAGCGAUCGUAAAGCGAGAUCGACAGUUUGUUGGUAAUUCGUUGAUAAAGGUGUUUAUAUUUUAUAUUCGUCUUAAGGAAUAAGAACAAAAUGUCAGUAAUGGAGCCGGAAAUAAUUGCCGGAUCUGUUGCGGAAGCUACAGAUAGUGGUUUAUCGACAUUGUCAAUGUUCUUCAUUCUUCUACUGCCAACACUCAUUCUCUAUUACAUCUACUUCCGUAUUGCUAAUAAACAUAUGAUAGAACUCGCAAAUAAAAUUCCUGGACCUCCGGGGUAUCCUAUUAUUGGUAACGCUUUGGAAUUUCUUGGAAGUCCCGAUUCAAUAUUUAGUAAAUCAAUGAAAUAUGCAGAAGAAUAUGAAAAAAUAGCUAAAUUUUGGAUUGGACCGAAGCUCCUUAUCUUUCUGAUUGAUCCACAUGACAUUGAGGUAAUUUUGUCCAGCCAUAUUUACAUUGAUAAAUCCACGGAAUACAAAUUCUUUCAACCAUGGCUCGGAAACGGGCUUCUCAUAUCUUCAGGACAAAAAUGGCGUGCCCAUCGUAAACUAAUAGCACCUACUUUCCAUUUGAACGUUUUGAAGAGUUUCAUCGAUCUCUUUAAUGCAAAUUCGCGUGCGGUUGUUGAGAGAAUGCGGAAAGAAGACGGCAAAGUAUUUGAUUGUCACAAUUACAUGUCCGAGACAACGGUUGAGAUACUUCUUGAAACGGCUAUGGGCGUAUCGAAGUCUACACAGGGACAAAGUGGAUUUGAAUAUGCGAUGGCCGUAAUGAAAAUGUGCGACAUACUUCAUCUUCGACAUACCAAAGUUUGGCUGAGACCCGAUUGGCUCUUCAAUCUUACCAAGUAUAGUAAAGAUCAGAUUAAACUUUUAGAAAUUAUACAUGGACUCACGAAAAAAGUGAUCCAACGUAAGAAGGAAGAAUACAAGAGCGGUAAACGUAAUAUUAUUGAUACCACCGGAUCUAAAACGACCGAAAAGGUUACCACGGUUGAAGGUCUGUCCUUCGGUCAAUCGGCUGGUUUGAAGGACGAUCUCGAUGUCGACGAUAACGACGUUGGUGAGAAGAAAAGACAAGCUUUCUUAGAUCUCUUGAUCGAAGCUGGUGAAAGUGGUGUGGUAUUAAAUGAACAGGAAGUCAAGGAACAAGUAGAUACCAUUAUGUUCGAGGGACACGAUACCACAGCUUCCGGAUCCAGUUUCUUCCUGACAAUGAUGGGUUGUCAUCCUGACAUUCAAGAGAAAGUAAUCCAAGAACUUGAUGAGAUCUUUGGAGAUAGCGAUAGACCUGCCACUUUCCAGGACACUUUGCAAAUGAAAUAUCUUGAACGUUGUCUCAUGGAAACUUUACGCAUGUAUCCGCCAGUACCGAUCAUUGCUCGUGACGUCAAGACAGAUAUAAAACUUGUUUCUGAUAAUUACAUUAUACCAGCCGGAAGUACUGUCAUCAUUGGUACAAUAAAGACCCACCGAUUAGAAUCGAUUUAUCCAAAUCCAAAUGUCUUCGAUCCGGACAACUUCCUUCCGGAAAGGACAGCCAACAGACAUUAUUAUGCAUUUAUACCAUUCUCCGCUGGACCUCGUUCUUGCGUUGGCCGAAAAUAUGCCAUGCUCAAACUGAAGAUUCUACUUUCAACGAUACUAAGAAACUUCCGUGUAAAAUCGGAAGUCAAAGAAGAUGAUUUUAGGCUACAAGCCGAUAUUAUUCUCAAGCGUGCCGAAGGAUUCCCUGUCAGAUUGGAACCGAGGAAACGUGUUGCCGUUCAGGCUUAAUUAAUAAUUAAUACGUUUAAUCUCCUUUUUAUCUUAUUAAGAUUUGAAUAUGUUAAAAAAAAAAAAAAAAUAAAAAAAUAAAAAAAUAAAAAAAUAAAAAAAAAUAAAAUAAAAUAAAAUAAAGUAGGAGAGGUAAUGGAAAGGGAAUAUUCCAUUCAGAAGUUUCCCAUUUCGUGUACGAUUUUUAAAAAUUAUUUUCCAAACUAUAAUAGAUCGUUCAAAUAAAAAUUUUGAAGAAGAUUGGACAUAUAUUAUGGCGUACGCAAAUUUUCUCUGGGUGGAUGUGCUUCGACUAUAAACAAGAAAAAAGAAAAAAAAAAAAAAAAGGAAUAUUCUUUUUGAAAUAUUCAAAAGUACAUCUGAAGAAGAUUUGUGACCAUAAAAAUUGUCCCUUCCCAAAAAAAAAAUGAAUCAUUUUAUUUGAAAUAUCUUUUAAAACGAGACGUAGUUCGGGAAAUAAUUACUUGCAAAAUUUCAAAUGGAACUACCUGUAUAUGUAAGUGAUCUUAAAUUUUAAUAUUAUUGAAAAAUAAAAAAACUAUAUGGAGAAAUAAAGAAAUAAAAAUCAUAUUCGUUAUGGAUUAUGAGGCAUAUAAUAUAUAUAUGUGCGUGCGGGUAUAUGUAUAUAUAUAUAUAUAUAUUAUAUAUAUAUAUAUUUAUCUUAUGUAAUAAACUAUGCAGCUGAUUAA
Vespa velutina is the source of this 2507-nucleotide messenger RNA. RefSeq names its product cytochrome P450 4g15 (gene Cyp4g15). Lineage: Eukaryota; Metazoa; Arthropoda; Insecta; Hymenoptera; Vespidae. The record is from RefSeq and is a predicted model, not a curated record. The transcript has 8 exons. Gene Ontology annotation, molecular function: oxidoreductase activity, acting on paired donors, with incorporation or reduction of molecular oxygen; monooxygenase activity; iron ion binding. The coding region runs from base 139 to 1818 and encodes 559 amino acids.